Anopheles arabiensis is the source of this 3429-nucleotide messenger RNA. RefSeq lists its product as uncharacterized. The transcript is spliced from 5 exons. The coding region runs from base 1404 to 2204 and encodes 266 amino acids. NCBI's taxonomy places the organism in Eukaryota, Metazoa, Arthropoda, Insecta, Diptera, Culicidae. The record is from RefSeq and is a predicted model, not a curated record.
UCAACACCUGGAGACUCUGGUCCCAUCCGCUCUCGUUCACAACUACCACCAGCAGCAGCAGGAUAUAUUUUGACAGUUCGGAAAAUACGAACGCGAUCCCACCGAUGGGGAUGUACGUUUCUGUACGGAUAAAACGUAAACAAACACCGUGUAGCUCUCACUCUCACUCUCACUCUUUCUCUCUUUGUUGCGAGCUCUCUCGCCUCUCUCGGAGCGUCCGUGAUACUAGCGAGCGCGCUCUUUGUGUGUGCUCUUAGUAGGCGUACUCCGCCAGCCAGCGCUACACUCUACGAACGUCGUGCGACCAAGCAGGACGCCAACUGCGCGUACAGAACAGGGCCAGACCUAGCGACAGUAGCUCAGUGACAGGUGAAAGAGAUUUUCCCUCUGGCCUGACGCGUCUGUGUGUGUGUGUGUGUGUGUGUGUGUGUGUGACGAGUUUUGGGUGGAAUUGUUUGGUGCCGGAGUCAAGAUAUUACCGGACACCUGAGCUGUUGUAGUUGCUGGGAGUGUGCUUCAAGUGCUUCUCUGUGCGCCGGAGGGAACAACAACAACGUGCUUACUUGAGCACAGAAGCCUGAAGUGGGUUCUUCCUUCAGGCGUGUAGCUAGUGUGCGUGUACGUGUGUGUAUGUGUGUUACGAAAUGCGAAUGUGAGCAGAGAAGCCUCCCAAACGUCACGCCUCACUUCCGUUAUCACUAGCCCGCUCAUUCACUCCCACCUCUAUGCGUAUUAUUCGUUCGUAGGAAAACCAUUUCCAUUUUAUCAUCUUCGAGGCAGAGUUGGUGCGCCAUCACGAGUGCCAAAACACGACCAAUUGCUUCCCUCGUCCGAGGUGUGAGAUUGUGGAAAAGCCCUUGAAGGUGCGCGUGUGUGUGUGUUUUAGUAAAGUGCAAAAUUCUUCCCUUCACCAGCGCUUUCAUUCAGCGAGCCGUGUGAGCUUCCCUUGAUCCCCAGUGCGCGCGUGUCAUGUGAGAGGGUGUAUGUGUGUGUGUGCAUUCGGAAAAUGCAAUCACAACGUCAAGCGUAACCGCAUCCCUUUCGGGAAGGGGACGAGCAGCGAGCGGAGCAUAUGGAAUGAUGUUGCCUGCAGGAGCCAUAGUAACGCGACGCCUGCCUGUUCGGCUACCAACUGACGGCGUCAAGGCAGUAGCAGGGCCGACCUGUCAAACUCGGAGCGUUUAGUGUCGCCCUUGGAAGCCCCUCCACACCGAUCAAAGUGCAGCAGCAGCCCUCCAAAACCCGAAUGAUUGGCACCGCCACUGUUUGCACGGAAACGGAAUACUGCUGGACCAUUGUGUAGUGUUUGGAGUCAACCGUAAGGAGGAGCAGCACCAUCAGCAGGUUUAACGUCUCGUAAGUGUAAUCAUCCUGCGGAUUAGGAAAACAACCAUUUUGCCAAAAUGAGGAUGGACGUGUUUCGGUGGCUUCCCGGGGCGUGUGGCAGCCUUGGCCCGGCGCUAAUUCCACCGGCCCACAUCGCGGUGCUGUGGUACUUCUGGCAAAACUAUUCCCGAUUCGUGGACAAACGCUUCUGUUCCUGCUCCUGCUGGGAUACCGUGUUCAAGGGAACGUACGAGUCGGGCAUUGCGUCCUACAAGCACAUGUACUUCAACGCAACGCAAAACACGAUGAAGAUGUGGCUGCUGAUCGUGGUCGGUGUGAUCGCACUGUACGAGUGCACCAAGCAUCUCGUCCAGCUGCUGCUCCAGUGCAAGGUGCGCUACACGAUGAUUGUGCUGUUUCUGCUUUCCAUCUUCUCGCACUACUACGCCUGGUGGGCGUAUCUGAACUACUACAACGACGAGUACUACCACCAGUGGAACCAUCAGCUCUUCUUUACCAUUACCGAGCUCAUAUCAACCAGUGUCGUGCUGCAUUUGGCGAAUGUGGAGAAUCAAGUGACCGCCCGCAAAACGCUUAGCAUCGUCGGCAUCGCCCUGCUGCACAUUCUCGCGAGCGGUGUCGAUCAGUUCAUAUCAAACGUGUUUCGCGGCGAAGGUUAUCCCCAUCAGGUCGUGCGGGAUCUGGGCUUUAUGAUACCGGACGUGAUGCAUCUGUUGCUGCCGCUGUGGUUGCUGCGGCAAACGCGCCUGGAAAGCUUCAGCACCCGCCCCUUCUACCGGGAUCGAAACCUGCGCCGCGAUGUGGUGCUGAUGUUCUUCUUCGUUACAGUAUUAUUCACCAUCUGUUCGUUCCUCUAGAAGGAGGAGCGCGAUGCACGGCGGGAGGUGUUGUAGACUGAGUGAGAGUUUCUUCCUCUCAUCCCCAUCCACCACCACCACCACCAUCAUCAUUUCAUCUCACCGUGAGCGUGCAUCAGCUUAGAGACACACCCGGACAGAUCGGACGUACGUACACAACACCUACUUAUCAACGAACCACCGUCCUCGAGAUAAGGAAACUUGAAGCCAAAUCAAAAAGCAAACAUUAGUAAUCAGCCCUUCCCACUUUACUAUUAAUUUACCCUUUUUUGCUGUCGGUAAAGUGCGCAUCGAUUGGAAUCGAUAUUCGAGGAACGAAGGGCAACGGCUUUCUACUCGGUUUUUGCGAUCACGCACGACAGCCAAGCUCAAUCACAUGCCGGGCUGCCCGUAUUAGUAGGAGUAGUAGCAGUAGAAAGUGUAUGAAAUAGGGAAAAGGUUACAAACACAAUGAAAUAGGGAAAAGGUUACAAACACACACACAAAAAAGAGACAGUUUUAACGCAAAACCACGUAACAGGCUUCCAGCAGCAGCAGCGCAAAUAGAUUACAAGGGAACAUAUCCAGCAAAUUAAAGGCGAGCAGCAGCUACACAACACACACACACACACACAAAUCAUCUAGAUCAGAAGAAAAAAUCGUAUCAGCAACCGUACUGCUAGGAGAAGUAGAAAAAACGCUAAAACGAACGCAAAUGGUGCAAGCAUUUAUCGGCUUCCCGUUUGCAGCAAAGUCUGAUUUUUAUCAUCACUAUACUGUUGGAGCUUUUUAAAUUAACCUGUUGGUGGUGGUUAUGCUGUUGCCAUAUCAGAGAGAGUGUGUAUGUGUGUGUGUGUGUGUGUGUGUGUGUGUGUGUUUGCGUUUCAGCUCCAUUUUGUCAGUUGCGUUUGGACGUGGCAAGCCACCAACAAGGCUGUUUUGUCGGGCGAGUUGCAUACUUUUAGGCGUGGUUUAGUCAAUUCUGACUGUCUGACGGUGGCAUUGUGCGCCCCGCCCCCAUCGUUUUAGAACUCCGUUUGUUGCGUAUCAUGGACCGAUCGUGCGUCGUGCGAUCAAGCAAUCGCAAGGGGUAGCGGCGAAAGCAUACGUGUAGUGGAAUAGGAAAGAAGGUGGCUAAAACAGUAGCAUCGGACGGAGAGAAUCGUACUUCUAGAAUGUAGACAAUAAAAUACAAGAUUUAUAAGUAUGUAAGCAAAAACAAAAAAAAAAAACAAGGGCAAACCCG